AUGUCGGAUCAGAGGUUGACGCGUAUCGCUAUUGUGAGUUCCGAUAAGUGCAAGCCCAAGAAAUGCCGUCAGGAGUGCAAAAAAAGUUGCCCUGUCGUCAAAACAGGUAAACUCUGCAUUGAGGUCACUUCUGCAGCUAAGAUUGCUUUCAUCUCAGAGGAAUUGUGUAUCGGAUGUGGUAUUUGUGUGAAGAAAUGCCCAUUUGAGGCCAUCCAGAUUAUCAAUCUACCAAAAGACCUGGAUAAGGAUACCACCCAUCGUUAUGGUCCUAACACCUUCAAAUUACAUAGAUUACCAGUCCCAAGGCCUGGUCAAGUUCUUGGCUUGGUUGGAACUAAUGGCAUUGGGAAAUCUACUGCUCUUAAAGUUUUGGCUGGGAAACUGAAACCUAAUUUGGGCCGCUUUACAAACCCUCCCGAUUGGCAGGAAAUUCUGACCUAUUUUAGAGGAUCUGAGCUGCAAAACUACUUUACUCGUAUCCUUGAAGAUAAUCUAAAGGCAAUUAUCAAGCCCCAGUAUGUCGACCACAUCCCGAAAGCUGUGCAGGGUAAUGUUGGGCAAGUUCUCUCGCAGAAAGAUGAGAGAGACAUGAAAGAAGAACUUGGUAUUGAUCUUGAGUUGAGUCAGGUUAUGGACCGCAAUGUGGGAGAUUUAUCCGGUGGGGAACUUCAGAGAUUUGCAAUAGCUGUUGUUGCCAUACAGAAUGCUGAGAUAUUUAUGUUUGAUGAGCCUUCGAGCUAUCUUGAUGUGAAACAGAGGCUCAAAGCUGCCAAAGUCAUCAGAUCUUUACUUAGGCCUAAUAGCUUUGUGAUCGUUGUGGAGCAUGAUCUUAGUGUGCUCGAUUAUUUAUCGGACUUCAUCUGCUGCCUUUAUGGGAAACCUGGUGUAUACGGGGUGGUAACCCUUCCAUUCUCGGUCAGGGAAGGAAUUAAUAUAUUUCUGGAAGGAUUUGUGCCAACCGAGAAUUUACGAUUUCGAGAUGAAUCUCUAACUUUUAAGGUUGCGGAGACACCGCAGGAAAGUGCUGAGGAAAUUGAGACGUAUGCAAGGUAUAGGUACCCUACAAUGACUAAAACUCAAGGAAAUUUCAAGCUUAAGGUCAUGGAGGGUGAAUUUACUGAUUCACAAAUUGUUGUGAUGCUUGGUGAAAAUGGGACGGGAAAGACGACCUUUAUACGGAUGCUGGCUGGUCUUUUGAAGCCUGAUUUAGUGGAAGGAUCUGAUGUUGAAAUACCGGAAUUCAAUGUCUCUUACAAGCCACAGAAAAUCAGUCCUAAGUUCCAGUCAACUGUUAGAAUGCUUUUACAUCAGAAAAUCCGUGAUUCGUAUAUGCAUCCUCAGUUUGUAUCAGAUGUGAUGAAGCCUCUCUUAAUUGAGCAACUAAUGGAUCAAGAGGUUGUGAAUCUCUCUGGUGGAGAAUUGCAAAGAGUUGCCCUUACUCUUUGUCUUGGAAAGCCGGCUGACAUUUAUUUAAUAGACGAACCAAGUGCCUAUCUCGACUCAGAGCAGCGUAUUGUUGCUUCAAAAGUCAUAAAGAGGUUCAUACUUCACGCCAAAAAGACCGCAUUCGUUGUCGAGCACGACUUCAUUAUGGCCACAUACCUUGCUGAUAGGGUAAUCGUUUACGAAGGGAAGCCAUCCGUGGAUUGUACUGCCAAUCCACCUCAAUCACUUUUGACUGGGAUGAACCUGUUCUUAUCCCAUCUGGAUAUUACAUUUAGAAGGGACCCAACAAAUUAUCGCCCUCGAAUCAACAAACUAGAGUCAACCAAGGACCGAGAGCAGAAGGCCGCUGGAUCUUAUUAUUAUUUGGACGAUUAA
Molecule: messenger RNA, 1821 nt
Organism: Striga hermonthica
Lineage: Eukaryota; Viridiplantae; Streptophyta; Magnoliopsida; Lamiales; Orobanchaceae
Source: the annotation of a GenBank genome assembly